This is a messenger RNA of Propithecus coquereli (Coquerel's sifaka), 1836 nucleotides long. It is a transcript of the gene VCPKMT, whose product is annotated as valosin containing protein lysine (K) methyltransferase. The record is from RefSeq and is a predicted model, not a curated record. NCBI's taxonomy places the organism in Eukaryota, Metazoa, Chordata, Mammalia, Primates, Indriidae. The transcript is spliced from 6 exons. Gene Ontology annotation, biological process: peptidyl-lysine methylation. The coding region runs from base 44 to 733 and encodes 229 amino acids. Gene Ontology annotation, cellular component: cytoplasm; cytosol. Gene Ontology annotation, molecular function: protein-lysine N-methyltransferase activity.
UUGUGACGCCACUGCGCGCGCCGCUUGCUGUUGCUGGGCAGCGAUGGCUGCUACGCUGGAGUCCUCGUUGGAGGACCCGCUGCGGAGCUUUGUGCGAGUUUUGGAGAAGCGGGAUGGCACGGUGCUACGACUACAGCAACACGGCUCCGGCGGCGUGGGUUGCGUUGUUUGGGACGCUGCCAUUGUCCUUUCUAAAUACUUGGAAACGCCCGGGUUUUCUGGCGACGGAGCCCACGCGCUGAGCCGGCGGUCGGUGCUGGAGCUGGGUUCGGGCACCGGAGCCGUGGGGCUCAUGGCUGCUACCCUCGGGGCAGAUGUUGUAGUCACCGAUCUUGAGGAAUUGCAAGACUUGCUGAAGAUGAAUAUUAAUAUGAACAAACAUCUUGUCACCGGUUCUAUUCAAGCCAAGGUACUGAAAUGGGGGGAAGAAAUAGAAGACUUUCCUUCUCCACCGGACUACAUACUGAUGGCCGACUGCAUAUACUAUGAGGAGUCUUUGGAGCCGUUGCUGAAAACCCUAAAAGAUCUCAGUGGAUCUGAAACUUGUAUUAUAUGUUGUUAUGAACAACGAACAAUGGGAAAAAAUCCAGAAAUCGAAAAAAAAUAUUUUGAGCUGCUUCAACUAGACUUUGACUUUGAAAAAAUUCCUUUGGAAAAACAUGAUGAAGAGUAUCGAAGUGAAGAUAUUCAUAUUAUAUACAUCAGAAAGAAAAAAUCGAAAUUUCCAUCGUGAAACCUUCAGUCAUCUUACCCAAGCCUCUAACAACCUGGGUAAGCUAAAGAUGUGAAUGGAGCAUGUGAAUACAGCAUGGGAAGAUUGUGUUCACAGAUUUUUCCAGCAUGUCCCUAGAGAUCCAAUAUAUAGAUGACAACCACCGUGGGCUGCCUGCAAUAUGAAAAAAUGCCUGCCUUCUUAUCUGCCAAUGGGCCUGAAAUCAACUUAGGUUACUUAGCUCAGCAUCAUGUUCUGCUUAAAAGAAACGUUGGGAAUCAGUUACUUAAAUAAAAAUUGGUGUUGAGGUUAGGCUAAAGUCUGCCAAAAAUAAAUAGUGAAGCGGCAUGGUUGAGUUGACAUAUUUUCAGGAAACUAGAGAUAAAUUUCUAGAGAGAGAUAUUAUUAUAUAAUAAUGUUAUCAGUUCAAACCAGUAAAUCUUAGUUUGUCUUCAAAAUACAUAAAUUUAAAAGAAAGUUUUCAUUUAUUUACAUAAUUACACAGUAGUUUUUAUCAUGUAUCUUCUACUUCAUUUUUAAAAAACUAUCUUUAAUACUUAAAUGUUCUUUUACUUAAAAAGCUGGGAUAUACUCUUGUAUACUUAUAUUGGCCAAAGUUUUAUUCUUUUCCUCCUCCAUACAUAGCUAUGUGAUUUAAAUAGUAAAUUGUAUUGUAGUGAGUUGCUAAGAAGUAAAGAUAAAUCAGGAGAUUGGUGAAACAAAUCUUGUAUCUUUACAAAAUUUUUCAUUUGGUGAUGGAGAACAAAAAACCCUGUUUCAGUCUUACAUGUUUAUGUGGCUCAUGCACUUUUCCUUGUGUAUAUCUUCCAGGAAAAUCUGGCUAAAAAACACUGGUAUUAACUUGUUUAUGUGAAAUAGUGAAAGGUUUUUGAAUAACAAUAAAUGUAGUUCUAUAUACAUUUAUCAAAUGAAUUUUUAUUCUGUAUCAUCUCUAUUUUAUGUCAUCAUGAUAAUUAAUCUGCUCACGUAGACUAAUCUGUCAAGGACUUUAGUCAUAACAGUUCCAAAGGGUAGUUACCGGAUGGAAUUCUGAUAUUUACAGACAGUGGUGCUAGAUGGCACAUUUUAUGUGUUAUUAAUAAAAUAUUGUUUUUGAGACCCUG